GGCGGCGGGGGGUGGCGGGGCUGCUGCCUGUGAGUGACACACAAUGAGGCGAGCGGCGGCGGCGGGGCCGUGAGGGGCCGCGACCGAACGACGACCGAGUCGGCGGCAACCGGGGAGGGGGGUGGGGGGGGACGGAGAGGAGAGAGGACAGAGAGAGCAGGAUAGAAAGUGGGGGAGGGAAAAAGAAGACCCCCCCCUCCUCCCCUUCGACCGCCCAGCUGAACCAACGCGGCGGUAAAGAGUGAAGGAGGGAGCGGGGCCUGCAGCGCUGAGAUCAGCCAUGGACAAUCAGUGCACGGUUCAAGUCAAACUGGAGCUGGGGCACCGAGCCCAGGUCAGGAAGAAGCCCACAACUGAGGGGUUCACCCAUGACUGGAUGGUGUUUGUGCGUGGCCCGGAGCAGUGUGACAUCCAGCACUUCGUGGAGAAGGUGGUCUUCAGGCUGCAUGAGAGCUUCCCGAAACCCAAACGAGUGUGCAAGGAGCCCCCGUACAAAGUGGAGGAGUCUGGCUACGCGGGCUUCAUUAUGCCCAUUGAAGUGUACUUCAGAAAUAAGGAGGAGCCGAAGAAGGUUUGUUUCACGUACGACCUGUUUUUAAACUUGGAGGGAAAUCCACCAGUGAACCACCUGCGUUGUGAGAAACUGACUUUCAACAACCCCACCAAGGAAUUCAGACGCAAACUUAUUAAGGCUGGAGGGGUGAUGGUAAUGCCAGAGGGAGCAGAAACUGUUUCAAGGCCGAGUCCCGAUUAUCCCAUGUUACCCACAAUACCACUCUCAGCCUUCUCUGAUCCCAAGAAGACCAAACCAUCACAUGGAUCAAAGGACGCCAACAAGGAAAGCAGCAAGGCAUCCAAGCCACACAAAGUAACCAAGGAGCACAGAGAGAGGCCAAGGAAAGACUCUGAGAGCAAAAACUCCUCCAAAGAUCUUGAAAGAGAACAAAACAAACCUUUGAAGGACUCCUCCAGAAAACCAACAGAGAACAAACUGCCUAAGGAGGAGAAGGUGCCUCCGAAAGCUGCUUUCAAGGAACCAAAACUGGCCGUGAAGGAGACCAAACUGGAGAACACCUCUCCAAAGGGUGGGCCGCAGCCGGAGCUGAAGUCUUCCAGCAAGAGGCCGUCCAACGUGGAGUCACCAAAGCCCAGUGCCAAAAAGCAGAAAAAGAGCAGCUCCAAAGGGGUGAAGAAUAUCCUGGGGACAUCCCCCAGAACCUCAUCUUCCUCGUAUCCGGAGAAGAAACAAACCAAGGAGAAGAUGAACGCCAAAGUGGAGAAGGUAAAAUCUGAAAGUGAGGCCAAGGAGAUGAAAAAGCCCGUGGAAAUGGAGGAGUCAAAUUCAGAGGAUGAGAAUUCUUUCAAAUCGGAGGGGGUUAAGUCUGUCCAGUCCAGCCCUUCCAACUCCAGCUCCAGCUCCGACUCCAGCUCCGACUCCGACUUUGAGCCGUCUCAGAACCACAGUCAAGGACCUCUGCGCUCCAUGGUGGAGGAUCUGCAGUCAGAGGAGUCAGACGAUGAUGACAGCUCCUCGGGGGAAGAGGCAGCAGUCAAAGCAAACCCCGUCAGCCGGGAUUCCAGACUGAGCCUUAGUGACAGCGACAGUGACAACAGCGCAGACUCCUGCCUGCCGAGUCGAGAGCCUCCCUCUGCUCAGAAGCUGCCCCCAGCCAAUAAUAAGGCAUCUGGAAGAAAAAGCCCGGAGUCUUGUAACAAACCUGAGAAGAUCCUGAAGAAGGGAACCUACGACAAGGCCUACACUGAUGAAUUAGUGGAGCUCCACAGGCGACUCAUGGCACUACGAGAGCGCAAUGUGCUGCAGCAGAUUGUAAACCUCAUUGAGGAAACGGGGCAUUUUAACGUUACCAACACAACCUUUGACUUUGACCUCUUCUCCCUGGAUGAAACAACUGUUCGUAAGCUGCAGAGCUACCUGGAAGCAGUAGCAACAUGACCUCGGCCUUGGAAGCAGGUUGCUUUGAAACCAGAAAUCCCCUUUAUUGGUACCAGGAAACGAACCCAUGGAACUAGGCCUUCUUAUUCUCUCAAUUCACCCGAAGCACUGCCUUAGAGAACAGCCAUGCUCUAUGAAUGCACAGCCAGCUGCACUUUCUUGUAGGCUUCAAACAAGCACCAUAUUGCUGAGUCUGUCCUCCCUCGCUUCCCAAGCCCGCGUGGGCGCAGGUCCUGAGCAGAGCAAAAGAACGGCUGCGUCCAACUGCAGCGCGGCCCUUCAGUUUGAAUCCAAGAAACUCUAUUUGAGGAACGUUUCCAGGCACCUCCGAGACCUGAAGAAACACAGGCCGUGUUUUCCUCACCAAGUCUUUGGGACCAGCCUGCAGAGUCCGGUUCCCUUCAGCUCUGUGAAGAAGCAUUUGUGCCAUGUUGGCUCUUACAAAGCUCAAUGAGGGGCUGCUGCUGACAGAGGAGCUUCCCGGGGUCUCGUCGGUCCAUCAUAGAGGAAAGCAGUCGGGUUCUGGUUCUGCUCACUCUGAGUUCAGUCGCAGUUGGGUUCGUUUGGCUGCCAUUGGUUCCGGCUGCCUGCAGGGACGGGCUGUGCUCCCUGAUAGAGCCCCUUCCAACCUGCUGUGUCCCCUUGGGGUUUUGAGACGUCUUUUGUUUGCUGAUCCGAGCUCCUAAACAAAAGUCUCACUCCUUUUCAGUCUGCUUUAACUGUAAUAGGACUACAAAACUGUUAAGCUGUAUAUUUUAUAUAUAUAUUAUAUAUAUGUAUGUACUGUAUGUAUAAGAAGGGCCUAGUUGGGUCUUAUGAUUUUAAGGGUGUGUUUCUCUGUUUUUUUUAAUGGCUAUGGCAGGGGAAGGGCGCUUAAUAAGAUUGACCUGUUUGUUCCGAUGCCUCUCGUGGACAAUUUUUAGUGUAUGAAAGUUGGACAGCAACCUUCAAAGCGUUUUUGUGCUCUGGAAGGGACUCACCUUGUUGUCUUAUUUCAUUGGUCAGUGUUGAAUAACUUUGCCAAAAGACGUGAUUGGUUUUGUUCUAUGUUCUCAAAGAGGAAUCUCCUACAGUGGCCCCUAUAGUAGUGGCUGUACUUUGGGAAAACCAAAACAAGGGAGGAUUUUGAUCUUGGGACACACCUGGCAAACACUGAUGUAACACCAGGUGAGAUCAGGCUCUUUUCCUCCUCCCUCCUCCCCCUCACACCCGUGCAAACAAUGGCAGUAAACACUAACCCAGCACCACUUGUGUAUUUCUAGUUAAACUAGACCUCCGGGUGUCGUCUAUAUGCUGUGUGGGCAUGGGGAAAGAAAGCCCUGCAGCUCUUAAAGCUCUGACACUCCGGUUCCCUACAUUCAGUAUUUUGGGAGGGGAAGAAUUACUGUUUUUUUACCCAAAUAAGCUUUUGCCAAACGCCGGGUGGGGGCUGCAGGGAGGGGAGCAGCCACAGGGUUUGCUGUCCCUUCUAUGUGAUGAAAUUGCCAGUCCCUUGUUUUGGGUUCCCCCUUUCUUUAUCAUGGAAAUGUUGCAACUAAUCAACUGAAGUGGCAAUAUGAUGAUAAGCUUGUUUGAGUUGGGUCAUGUUGACCUGAUUCCCAUUUAAUUUUGUCUUUGUACCACCUUUUCAUGUGUCUCGUGCGUGUGUAUAUACAUAUAUAUAUAAAAAAAGGAAAAUAAUCAAGCUCAUGCCAGGUGCGUGCCCCAUCACAGCAGUGAUCUCAGCUGGUUUCUUUCCUGAUGGACGAUGCCUGGAUGGAAACCCUGUGUGCACGGUGAGAAGGUGGAGCACGGCGUGAAGAGGGAUGUGCAGCGAUGGAGGAUGUGGCCCAUGAUGAACAUCCAUGGAUUUGCUUUGUGUGUGCUGGGUCUGGGUGGGGCUGUGGCACAGAGGAAGCCGCCCCAGCAGCACUUCACCCUGGUGCAGGUUGUGACGCCGCCAUCCCCAAAGCAGCAGAGCGGUGGUGAUGGGCAGCGCACACUGAAGCUGGUGAUGGUCUCCCAAGGGUCUCCUCCUCCUCCUCCUGCAGCUGUUGCUGUCCGUCCUGGCAGCGUUUUUCUCCUUGGCACUGUCAGUAUCUGAGUCGCCGUCCUGCCCCCAGCACACACAGAUCCGUCAUCACGCUGCUGCCCACAAGGCUGAGCGCUGCAGUGCUGAAUCCUGAUCCUGGUUGGAAGCACACGGGGAUCGUCCUGCCCUGGAACCGACUUUUACCCUUGAAGUCCGAUGAGCAUCGAUGGGAAUUUUGUUCGGUUUUUAUAAGAAGUAUUUUACACAUGGAUUUUUUUAAGACUCUUUAUAAUCUCCUUGAAAAACCCGAAAUAGGAUUUGUCCCCCCCCCCCCCAGCAAUAGAUUCUCCUCCAUUGUGUGCACAUGCUGAUUUGUUACUAAAAGGUUUCUUGCAAGUACUUAGAGUUGUUCUACAGAGUUGGUGUUUCUUGGGGUAUGUGGUAGCGUCGGGGACCACAGGAGGAACUCUGCAAACAAAGGAUGGUCGAAUUCGGGCCUCAUCUUGUGUCCCCUCCUAGUUGCAUAUGGACGAGUUCCCUGUGUGGAUCCUCUCUAGGCUGGCUGGAUGCUGUUCUGGACAUGCCGUGUACAGGUAUUUGUGGAUAACGUGUUUGUUCUUGUGUCACUCUUGAGAGCAUGGAUGGAUUAUUGUUCAAUAGGAAGGAGGUGGCGGUGCUGAUCUCAGCAUUGCUUCAGGUCUUCGAGGAUGUGUAGUAGCAUUUGCAUUGUUUAAAAAAGGAAAAUUUAUAUAUAUAUAUAUCCAAGAUUGACUUCUAGCCAUAACGGUUUCUCCAUGGAAAGUGGACAGAACUCGGUUACUUUGGUGUCCUUCACCUCCAUCAUGAAGGCACAGAUAAGUGCUGGUCAGUCUGAAGGCUUUCAGAGUUGCUUUGAAUUGAAUGGUGGUGAGGUUAAGAUCAGGACAGCUUUUCCUUUGUCCUUGGCCUUCCUAUUAAGGGGCAAAAGAGGGGCCGGGAGUAUUUUCCUGUUGUCUUGGUCUGGUAUGUGUUAAGCCUUGAGGCUUCGGUUACUGACAUUUACUAUUAAGAAAGAAUAAGAACAAGAGGCAGUAAGGCUGGCUGAAUGCGUGGAAGCACUGAGGCUUUGCCACCAGCCCUCACUGUGCUGUGUGAGGUGGCAGCAUCAGAACUAGCAGAGAAAUGGAUGCAACAACCCAGGCACAGUUUGGCUGAUCUCGAUGGUUGUGAGAGGUUCAAACUCCAUCCUGUCCCUCUGCAAGCAGAGACCCACAUCACUCUCCAAUGCAUUGGAGCACAGUUGGAGCUCCGCUGUCCCAUCCCAGUUCACCUCAAUGCUGCAGCCAUCCCACACCGUACGAGUGCUACUGCUGAACGAUGAGACCCGCUCGGUGUUGCUGUCAUUGGGGGCACAAAAUAGCCAUCAAAAACCGAAGAGUUUGCACUCC
Messenger RNA from Coturnix japonica (Japanese quail), 5392 nucleotides. The record is from RefSeq and is a predicted model, not a curated record. Lineage: Eukaryota; Metazoa; Chordata; Aves; Galliformes; Phasianidae.